Molecule: messenger RNA, 297 nt
Organism: Sparassis crispa
Lineage: Eukaryota; Fungi; Basidiomycota; Agaricomycetes; Polyporales; Sparassidaceae
Exons: 2
Coding region: 1-297 (98 amino acids)
Source: RefSeq, a predicted model, not a curated record
AUGUCGGAAUUCGCUGGCCUGCAAAUGAAAGACUAUGCAAUGUUCAUCAUGGAGCUCGUCGCAGCGAUGAAGGUCCCAUGCACGCGGGAUCACGGAUGGGCUGAGGGUCUGAGGGAUCACAUUGAGCGCGCGCGGGCCAUGCACGCGCAUUUAACCGCAGAGGGGUUCAAGGUCCCCCUUACACUCGAAAGCUGCACCGAAAUUGAAGAUGCAUUGGCUGCGUACAAGUCCCUCAUGGCGCCCCUGCCUGCGUCAUCUAUGUCCAAGAAAGAGGGGAAGAAGGUAAUCCACCCGUGA